Molecule: messenger RNA, 1285 nt
Organism: Poecilia reticulata (guppy)
Lineage: Eukaryota; Metazoa; Chordata; Actinopteri; Cyprinodontiformes; Poeciliidae
Product: endonuclease V
Biological process (GO): DNA repair
Cellular component (GO): nucleolus; cytoplasm
Molecular function (GO): single-stranded RNA binding; RNA endonuclease activity producing 5'-phosphomonoesters, hydrolytic mechanism
Source: RefSeq, a predicted model, not a curated record
GUGAACUACUUGUCUUGUUUUGGUCGCCCCCUUUUCUAUAAAAAUAAAUCAAAAGUGCAACAGAUAAUGACCCAGAUGCCCAGUCCUCCACCUGAAGAGUUGGUCAAACAAUGGGAAAGUGAGCAGAAGCGACUCAGGCAGGAGGUGGUGGAGGAAGACACUGAGGACUGGCAGAGGAGCCCAGACUUCUCCGGCCUGGAGCGGGUCGGUGGCGUGGACCUCUCCUUUAUCAAAGGGGAUGAAGUCAACGCCUGCGCCCAGCUCGUGGUGCUCAGUUACCCGGAUUUGAAGGUUCUGUAUGAAGACAGUCGCAUGGUGACCCUGACGGCCCCCUAUGUCUCUGGCUUCCUGGCCUUCAGAGAAACCCCUUUCCUCCUGGAGGCGCUGCAGCGGCUAGAGACCAGCCAGACGACACUUGUGCCUCAGGUGGUGUUUGUGGAUGGGAAUGGUCUUUUCCACUACAGAGAGUUUGGCGUGGCGUGUCAUCUCGGGGUGCUGUCAGGUAUUCCCUGUGUGGGCGUGGCUAAGAACCUGCUGCAGGUGCAGGGGGUGCUUAAAGACGAGGAGCACCAAUCACAAAUUGCUGCUCUGCAAAAAGGAGGAGACAGCUUCCCACUCACCGCCGCCUCGGGCAAAGUGCUCGGAAAGGCGUUGAGAAGCUGCGAUAAGAGCUCCAAGCCCGUCUACGUCUCCGUGGGUCACAGAAUCAGCCUGGACACCGCUGUCCGCCUGACACACUCGUGCUGCCGCUACCGGGUACCUGAGCCCAUCAGACAGGCUGACGUUCGCUCCAGAGAAUACUUACGCAUACACUUCCCAGCUACCGAUACAUGAAUUAGACACUGAGGAGUCGUUCUGGUCUGCAGCAGCUGGCUCAGACGUCGCCGUCGAGCCGAAGCCUUGUAGCAGCCGCAGGUCAUCGCAUCGACCUAACAGGAUGUAUAUAAGCUAAGCAGACAGACAUCAUGUAGUGCUUCUGCAAACUGGUAAGAUGGACAGUGUUUGAAAUGGGGAAAAACUUAUGUUGAAAAAAAAUAAUGAAAUGAAGAACAAAUAAAACGUGACAGAAUGAACGAUUUAAACACAAAAUAUGACGUUCAUUCAUACCUUUGCCAUCAGUCUAAACUAUUUUUAUUGGUAGAUUAAAAGUGAAAACCCUAAAGACAGAAAUGUUCUCAGUGGUUUCAGUACUGCAGACCCACAUGCCCUUAUUGCACAUAAUGUAGCUAACCCAACAUUACUGUAAAUGCAGAAAAAAAUGAAAUAAAUGAGCUCAGAUUUCAGA